Molecule: messenger RNA, 7857 nt
Organism: Penicillium chermesinum
Lineage: Eukaryota; Fungi; Ascomycota; Eurotiomycetes; Eurotiales; Aspergillaceae
Exons: 1
Coding region: 1-7857 (2618 amino acids)
Cellular component (GO): 90S preribosome; nucleolus; small-subunit processome
Source: RefSeq, a predicted model, not a curated record
AUGGUGGCUCAAGGCUCGAGAGACAAACAUAUCAAACGCCUGAAAAAUGGCACCAAAACCACAAAAAACCACCGGUGGGAGCCAUUUUCCCAGCGCAUCGCAAAGCUCAAAAUCGAUCCGAUCCACCGCGUGCGCCGCACCAGCUUUGGUGAAGAUGAAGGCGAGACCGUCUCAUAUUUCCGGUCUGCCCUCGACCACUGGGUGGAUAUGAACCUGUCCGACAAUUUCUCCCAGUUUACUCGCCGAGUCAAUUCCCUCUCCGAAAGUCUCGCCCAGAUCCUGUACCACGAAGAAAAGAUUAUGGGCCUCCUGGUGGAGUUUAUCGAGAAGAGGGAUGAACACUCUAUGGAACCGCUCCUUAGUUUGUUGGCACAGUUUGCACGAGAUUUGGGCGUACGAUUCGAGAAGCAUUUUGCGACAGCAGUGACACUGGUAGCUUCAGUGGCUGCAACACACCAGGAUGUUGAGGUUGUCGAAUGGAGCUUUACUUGCCUGGCAUGGAUUUUCAAGUUCUUGUCCCGGCUUUUGGUACCGGACCUAAGGCAACUGCUAGGAAUCAUGACUCCAUACCUGGGGAAGGAGCGACAGAAGCCCUUCGUUGCUCGAUUUGCCGCCGAAUCCAUCUCUUUCUUGAUCAGAAAAGCAGGCGUUGUCUAUUAUAAGAAUAAGGCCCCUCUCGAAAAUGCCGUGUCAUUUCUAUAUGCGGAUAUUUCUCAAACUGCUGAGGAUGGCAAGGAUGUUACGAUGUAUAAGGAAGGCUUGAUGGUUAUGUUCUCUGAUGCUAUCAAGGGCAUUAAUAAUGGUAUCCACUCCAACGGCAUUGAGGUUCUCCGCUGCGUCUUGGACCAAAUACCCCCAACGAAUGAAAACAAAUCCGCGCCACGAGAAAUUGGCUAUGGAGUUGUGACCAAUCUCAUUCAUCACACAUUACCUGAGACCUUCGGACCCAUCCUUGGUACUGUCCAAGAGUUUAUUGAAUCCCGUUUGCAGGGGCCAGAAAACCCAAAUUUCCUGGAGUGCUGUCAUCUCAUGCUUAUCUGUGUGGCAACGCGCAAGGGAUCUCGAGUGAGUGACUGGAAAACUGUGCACCAGAUCCUCGUCUCGCUCCUUCAACCUGCCUCCAAAGAGCCUGAAAAGCACUCAGAUGCCAUUCCCCAACUUCUCACGGCAAUCGCUUAUGCCCUCCAAAUGUCUCCAAUGGAUGAGAUGCUUCGAUUCAUCCGCCCUAUAAUGGAAAUCGUAUCCACCGGGUCACUCUCGCAGUACUUCCUAUUCUUCUGUACCACUUUCUCGGGAUGGGGAUCAGAACGGUUCCAAAGUUUGCUGCUUCCUUAUUUCCAGAAGUUCAUCAGCUCCUCUUGGCAGGACCGCGAGUUGGAGGCAUGCUUGGCACUGCUUCGACUGAAUCAGACAGGUUGCAUCGCUUCAGAACCCUCGAAACCCGGCUACGUUUCUUGCCCUGACUCCUUGGAAUCUCAUAUCUAUGAGUCCUUCAACUAUCCCACGAAUGACGAAGUUCGCCUGAAUGCCUUCUUAAAACUUUCAGAAUCCAUUUCCUUAUUUAGUGAUUCUGCAAUGCUCUCCAUAUUUGUGAAGAAGCUGCAUGAUAACAUCUCUUUGGCCUUGAAAGAUGCUUCGUCAGAUUCAGGAAAUGAGAAUGACGGAUUGAAGUUAUACCUCGGACAAGCCUUCAAGACCUAUGUCAAAUUGGCCUCCCAAGCCAAGGAAACUGAUACGGCUCUUUGGCCUGUGAUCCUGUCGGCUUCAACAAAAUUCGCGCAACUCCCUCUUUUCCUGGAAGGCGUUUCAUCCUUCAUUUCUUCGAUUACCGACUCCUCCGACCUGCAGAAUCCCGCCAUUGAAGACUUUGCACAGAAGCUAAUUUUCAAUCUUGCCGGCCCCUCGCAUAGAUUACGAUUGGUAUCUCUUCAAAUACUGCGUGAGCUCCUUGUUCGCAUCCAUGAAGAAGAUUCCUCGCCAGUUUCCUUGGCCAUCGAAAUUGAGGAGAGCCCACUUACACUCCAGAGUGCUAGACCUAUUGCAAUGCAUGUUCGCAAGCUUGCGAUCCUCUACCCUCAGAUCGCGUCCCGAAAAUGGAUGGCUACUCUGGUACCUUACUUCUGUUUUGGUCUUUUCUCGAAGAAGAUGACCCCCUUGUGGGACGAUUCGGCUGCGGCUCUGAAGUCCAUGAGCGAACAUCCAGAAGGCGAGAAGAUUGUCUCAGAUUUGUCGAUUCAAUGGCUGCAUGAGCGGGACUCAAGCUCAGACGAAGAGAUAUCGGAUGAAAAAAAAGACGACUACCAUGCUGCUGGUGAUUUCCUGUGCUUCAACGUUGGCAAAGUGGAAAGUGCUCUGUCGUCUAACUUGGAGACCAUGCAGGAUCCUAGCUCAAGCCUGCUGAAGCAAUUCAAGCAAGACCAUGCGGGUGCCAGACUGAUCCCUGACAGACCUCGCAGCCAAGCUUUAAUUGUUCUCAAUGCAGCACCAAACGUGGCGGAGAAGAGGUCGCGCCAAAUUGUACCCUUGUUCUUGUCCUGGGCCUCGCGUGAUGACCAGGACGACCUUCCGGCCGACGAGACUGAAGCGGAACACGCUGAUACCCCUUUACGAUGGGGAUUCCGUGAUCGUCUGUCCAUGCUUGCGUUAUUUGGAAAAUUUGUGAACCCCAAAGUUCUGUUCAAAGCCACCGAGGUCCACGAAGCGAUUUUGGGUCUUCUUUGCCAUGGUAACUCUGAAACCCAGAAAUUGGCCCUUAAAGCUCUUUUCACAUGGAAGAAUCCUCAUAUUCUGCCUUACCAGGAGAAUCUGCUCAACGUCCUUGACGAGGUGCGAUUCAAGGACGAGUUGGCAGUCUUCGUGCAUGUUGGAAGCGAGGAUAGCUUGAUCGAGCAAGAGCAUCGUCCUGCCUUGAUCCCAGUGCUCCUGCGACUGCUCUAUGGUCGAAUGAUUUCCAAAGCAGGUGCAGCGCAAGCUGGGCAGUCGGGAAGACGAAAGGCAAUUCUGCGCACUCUCUCACAUCUCUCAGAAGAUGAGUUUGGAGUCUUCAUGCAGCUCGCGUUCGGUCCCCUUGCCGAGGUGCAUGCUGCCAAAGACAACAAGCCGGAUCUUGCUGCUUUCUCGGAUGAGCUCACAAGCCCGAGAAGGCAGCUUGGUCUGUUGAAGAUGCUUGAAACCGUUUUCGAUACUCUUCAGAACAGGAUGGGCCCCUUCACCGAGCAAACCAUGAGUGUCCUACUUUACUGUUUGGUUCGAGCAUACCGUGCUCUCUAUAAUGAGAAGAAUCCUCUUUAUGCUGCAGUUCACGAAAACGAGCGUCUCGUGGCUGUGUAUCAGAAUAUUCGUCAAACAUGUAUUCGCUGCCUCAGCCUUGUCUUUUCGAUAACUCCUGAUCGUGACUGGACACCCUACGUCCAGAUUAUCUUCUCUGAGAUGAUUGAUACUAGACUCGAGCAGUUCCCCAUUGAGACUGCCCAGGGCAUCUCUGGUUUGCUUCGCCUGUUCCACACCUGGGCCUCUGCUCCGCGGUCUACAUUCUAUCUCGUACAACAUAACAAAGACGUCAUCACAAAAAUUAUCGACUGUCUUAGCAUUGAGUCGGCACGUGACGAAGUCAAGAUCUACGUUCUUGACGAAGUGCUUGUACCAUUGGUUGGACAAGCCAGCGGCAAAAAGCUGGAGGAGGAAGGGGAAAUGUCUGAUAUUCCGGCCGAUCAGAUUAAAUCGGAGGUACUCUCUCCUUACCUGGAGCAUGCCUUGUCCCACCUGGGGCGCCUAUUGAAAAGAGGCCCGUCCAAGCCUGUGCUAUUCUCAGGCGUCACUGCUCUUUCUUUGAUUGCUCCAUGUGUUGAAUCUUCGACCGAGACAUCCAGCCUCAUCAGCAUCGCCACAUAUUUGCUGCGUCAACCUCCAGACCGUGUCAACCCUAAGACUAAGUCCGGCCUUCUGAAGAUCCUGCAACACUUUCUGCCUUUGUACAAACCGAGCGAAGAUCCAGAACUCUUCGAGCAGGUAUUCGAUGCUGUUUCGUCCAUGUUUGACUAUUUCAAAGAUGAUUCCAACCGAGAAACGCUCGCCAAGGUAUUCGUUGCUCUUGCUUCCCAUGAUCCUGAGCUUGUGGAAGUUGCCGAGCUGUGCGCGGACUUGAAUUCUCGGUCUAUGAGACGGCUCGAGCCAGACUAUGAACGCCGUCUACAAGCUUUCCGAAGAAUCAGUGAAGAGCUUUCGCAGAAUCUCAACGCUAAGCAAUGGAGGCCCCUCCUUUACAACAUGCUGUUCCAUGUCAAGGAUGAGGAGGAACUUGCUGUCCGGACGAGUGCUUCUCAUGGCCUCAAGCGCUUUAUUGACAAAGCAGCUACUGAAAAUAACGUGGCGGAAUUCGAGGCUCUGGUGAACGAUAUUCUCCUGCCCGCUCUCCAGAGUGGACUUCGCCAAAAGUCCGAGUUGGUUCGAGCUGAAAUUGUCUCUGUGCUGGGUUACUUCGUGAAGCUGAAUCCCACUAGACCCUCAGUACAAGAUAUGCAUGUACUACUUGUGGGUGACGACGAGGAAGCUUCGUUCUUCAACAACAUCCUCCACAUCCAGCAGCACCGUCGACUCCGAGCUCUGCGACGUCUGGCGACUGAAGCAAGGAAUGGCGUCAUCAGUUCUGACAACCUGGGCAAGAUUUUCUUGCCCUUGAUUGAACAUUUUGCAUUUGAGGAGGCUUCUGACGAGAGCGGGCACAAUCUCAUCGCCGAGGCAGUGGCUACCAUUGGAUCUGUCGCAGAAUGGCUCGACUGGAAUCAAUUUCGUGCCAACUUUAGGCGAUACCGUGGAUACAUGCAGAGCAAGCCCGAUAUGGAGAAGAACAUCCUUAGGCUCUUGGGUCGCAUGUCUGAUGCUCUCUCGAUCGCGGUUGCUCAGAAGAACGGAGUUCCUGUCGAGACAAAUGAAGAUGAAAACAAAAUGGAGAUUUCGGACGCACCAAAGUGCCAGCUCGCUAAAUCUGCACCCUCAUUAGCGCAAGUCUCGAAGGAGUUGACAACCAACUUCAUCCCAUUCCUGACUGAGUUCAUCCAUCAUAAGAACGAGGCGGAAAUGAGUUUGCGUCUUCCAGCAGCCGUCACCACCAUCAAGCUGAUGAAGAUUCUUCCGGAGCAAGAUAUGGCUAUUCGCCUCCCCCCUGUUCUUUUGGAUGUUUGCAGUAUUCUUAAGAGUAAGGCGCAAGAUUCCCGAGACACAGCUCGCAAGACCUUGAACGAUAUUGCGUUGUUAUUGGGCCCGUCAUACUUCGGAUACAUUCUGAAGGAGUUGAGGCAUACGCUGUUGCGAGGUUAUCAACUGCACGUCUCUUCUUUCACCGUCCACUCCAUGCUUGUCUUCACCACAGAUCACUUCCUUCAAGGCGCCCUUGAUUACUGUCUCCCGGAUCUUGUUGCAGUCAUCAUGGACGAUAUUUUUGGCACAGUGGGUCAAGAGAAGGAUGCAGAGGACUAUGUCAGCAAGAUGAAGGAAGUCAAAAGCAGCAAGAGUUACGAUUCGAUGGAACUUCUUGCAAAGAAUGCUACCAUUGGCCAACUCGCAAACCUCAUCCGACCGAUCCAAUCACUCUUGCGUGAGAAGCUCAACUCCAACAUGGUCAAGAAGAUUGAUGAGCUCAUGAGAAGAAUUGGGAUUGGCUUGCUGAGAAACCCUGGAGCUGAAAGUCGUGAGCUCCUCGUCUUCUGUUACGAAAUCAUCAAGGAAUCUUAUCAGGAUGAGACUCCCUCUGGCGACAAGGAUCUCCCCAAGUUCAAAUAUGAGGAGCGGUUUUUGGUCAAGCUCCAGGGAGCAAAACGUGGCGAGAAGAGAGGGACGACUGCUUCUCAUAUCUACAAGCUUACUCGGUUUUCACUGGAUGUUCUCCGAGCCGUUCUGAACAAGUUCGGGUCACUGUCAACACCUACAAACUUGUCUGGCUUUUUGCCUAUCAUUGGAGAUGCUCUCGUACAGUCUCAUGAGGAAGUUAAGGUUGCCGCUAUGCGAUUGCUUUCAACGAUUAUCAAGCUUCCCAUGCCAGAGCUCGAUGACAACUCUCAGGUGUAUACUACGGAGGCUGUGAAGUUGGUCAAAGAAUCACCAACAACAAACUCCGAAGCAGCCCAGGCAUCAUUGAAACUGAUCUCUGCUAUGAUUCGCGAACGGAAGGGCUCCAAGAUUCGUGAUGGUCACCUGUCAUAUCUUCUCCAGAGACUGACGUCCGAUAUUGAAGAGCCAGAUCGCCAGGGUAUCACAUUCAACUUCAUCCGGGCGGUCAUGUCACGCAAGUUCAUGGUGCCAGAGAUCUAUGAACUUAUGGAUCAGAUUGCGACGAUGAUGGUUACUAACCAGACCCGCUCUGCACGAGACCUUGCUCGGGGAACUUACAUCCAUUUCUUGAUUGAGUAUCCCCAAGCCAAGAGCAGAUGGACUAAGCAGCUGGGCUUUCUUGCUAAGAACCUCGACUAUAAGCACCAGGAAGGACGGCAGUCAGUUUUGGAAGCGGUGCAUAUGCUCCUGUCUAAGACUGGCCCUGAGCUGGCCCAGGACAUUGUUAGCACCUUCUUCCUCCCUGUGGUCCUUGCCAUGGCCAAUGACGAAUCCUCCGAGUGUCGCGAAAUGGCAGGGGCUCUGCUCGGCCAGUUCUACAGCCGAGCGGACAAGGAAGUCAUGAAGACCAUGCUCAAGCCCCUCCACGCCUGGUUGGAGCAGACCGACAACAUGGCUCUGGGAAGCAUAGGCUUGCAGGCCAUGCGCAUCUUCUUCGAAGCUGAAGAUAUCGAGAAGGACAAGGAAGCUCGAUUUGUAGUCGAGAUCCUGCCAAGCUUGAUGCAGCCGAUCCUUGAGGAACAGCAAGACGCAAAUUGGGAAACCCUAUAUUUCGCUCUGCAGCUCUUCACCAAGCUCUGCAAGACAGUACCUUCGCUCGCUCUCAGCCCCAAGUGUGCUUCUAUCUGGACAGCCAUUCAGGAGUCGCUAUUCUUCCCUCAUGCCUGGGUGAAGACUUGCGCCGCAAAUCUGGUUGGAAUGUGGCUGGCUGACCUGGCAAAGACACACGCCGGCGUUGGCUACGGUGCGGUCCCAUUAGUUGGAAGCUCUGGCCUGGUUCUGGAUAAAGAAGCGAUGCUUCAGCUCCUCCGCGCUAACAGUCGCUGUUUGCGCACCCCUGGUGUGACCGAGGAAUUGGCGAUGCAAAGCGUGCGUAACUUGGUCUUCCUUGGACGUUGCUGUGCGCAAAACGGCAUUGAGUUCCAGAAAUUCAGCGCAGAAGAUGUCGAGUCGGAGGAUGAGGAUGAUGAUGCCGAGGAUGGCAGUGACGCGGGGGAUGAGCAUAAGGCUAAUGGCGUGAAGCACGACAAGUCCGCAUUGAGCUACCUUUUCAGACAAAUUUCGACUCUCCUCCGCCGCGAGGUUGUAUCCAAUCGGCCAGAAGCUCUUAUCCCGAAGACUGCGUCGAUCACGCUUCUCGCUGCCCUUGUCCGUCACCUCGAAUCCGAGCAAAUUUACCCAUCUCUCUCGGUGAUCUUGCUCCCGCUGCAGCAUAUGACAGACUCGUCUAUCCCCGCGCCCCGGUCAUCCGACCCGGUCUUCCAGGAGACUUACAAAUCUCUUGUGUCGAACUGUCACGAAGUUUUGGAUUCCCUCCAAAAGAAGCUUGGUACCACGGAGUAUAUCGCGCAGAUGACCAAGGUCCAAGACAGUAUCAAGGAACGCCGUGAAGGAAGACGGGCCAAGCGCCGUAUCGAGGCCGUCGCUGACCCCGAACGAUUUGAGAAGGAUAAGAGGAGGAAGAACGACCGCAAGAAGGACAAGCGCCGCGAAAAAGCCUUGGAACACCGCGGCAAGAGACGAGGCUGGUAA